AAGUAUAAAUUAUGAAGAUGAGAAAAAUGUAAAGAAGACAAAUAUCAAGUGACCAGUCUUCUUCGAUCUCUCCUUGGAUAGCGUAAUGAUGGUGGUGGUGGUCCAACUAUGGGAGACGCUCAAGGAAACCAUUACAGCUUACACUGGACUUUCUCCCGCUGCGUUCUUCACCGUCGUAGCUCUCGCUUUCGCCAUCUACCAAGUCGUCUCCGGUUUCUUCGCCUCUCCUGAGGAACACCGCCCUCGUUCUACGGAGGUAUACCCUCCGUCAGAGCCUCUUCCGCCGCCGGUUCAGCUCGGGGAAAUCACAGAAGAGGAGCUUAAGCAGUAUGACGGUUCCGAUUCCAAAAAGCCCCUUCUCAUGGCGAUCAAAGGCCAGAUCUACGAUGUUUCCCAGAGCAGGGUAGAUGCAAGCCGAGCUUUGGCAAAGAUGUCCUUUGAGGAGAAUGAUUUGACCGGAGACAUCUCGGGUCUCGGUCCUUUUGAGCUAGAUGCGUUACAAGACUGGGAGUACAAGUUCAUGAGCAAGUAUGUCAAAGUCGGGACUAUUCAGAAGAAGGAUGAAGAAGGUAAAGAAAAAACAGAAGAUUCUACAAACACUGGAGAAGAAGCUUCGGCUACUACUGUUGGCGAAACUUCCAGAAGCGUUGAAGAGAAAACAAUAGAAACCACCGAGAAAAAGGAUGUUGCAGAUGGCGAUGCUGCAAAGGAAGAGUAAGGCAAUGUAAUCGGAGUCAACACUCUGUCCACGUUAGCGAGAUUUUUAAGUGGUUUUAAGUUAUAUAUAUUAGCUCAAUGUGGAAGAAGGAAGCUCAAUAAAUCAAAAGAAAUGUCGACUGUGUACCUUUUGGAUCUUAUAUUGACAUAUUUAUGAUGUUUGUGAAGUUGCCAUCAAAUUGAACGAAUUCGUAUUUGUUUUAUAGCAAAAUUUGUGCCA
Brassica napus (rape) is the source of this 937-nucleotide messenger RNA. RefSeq names its product membrane steroid-binding protein 2. Gene Ontology annotation, cellular component: endomembrane system; membrane. The transcript is spliced from 2 exons. The record is from RefSeq and is a predicted model, not a curated record. Lineage: Eukaryota; Viridiplantae; Streptophyta; Magnoliopsida; Brassicales; Brassicaceae. The coding region runs from base 86 to 718 and encodes 210 amino acids.